Molecule: messenger RNA, 1515 nt
Organism: Hydra vulgaris (swiftwater hydra)
Lineage: Eukaryota; Metazoa; Cnidaria; Hydrozoa; Anthoathecata; Hydridae
Product: zinc finger MYM-type protein 1-like
Molecular function (GO): protein dimerization activity
Source: RefSeq, a predicted model, not a curated record
AUGGCUCAAAAUGGUGGUAAUGAUUGGCGCCAUAUUUCACGAAUCUUAAAAAGACACGAAAAAAAUCUUGAUCAUUUUAACUGCUACAGCAAGUGGGUGGGUCUGAAAAACAGAUUACAAAAAGGCACUUUAAUUGAUAAAAUUUUGGAUAAAAACUUAAUUAAAGAAGUAGAUCAUUGGGACAACGUAAUGAGAAGAUUAAUUUCUCUAACUAUUAUGAUGGCAAAGCAAAAUAUGCCUCUCAGAGGCUCUUGUGACAAAGUCUAUCAUGAUAAUAAUGGAAACUUUUUAAGAAUUUUAGAAUUUUUGGCUGAAUUUGAUCCAGUUAUGGAAAAACAUUUGUUUAGAGCAAAAAAAAAAACAAUUUCUGUGCACUAUUUGGCAAAAGAUAUUCAGAAUAAAAUCAUUGACUUGAUUGAGGAUAAGAACGAAAUUCACAUUAAUGAAAGUUUUAUUGGAUUUCAUUUAAUUGAAGCUUCGACAGGUUUAGAUUUAUCAAAUGAGAUUAUUGACUCUCUGGUAAAAAAUAACUUGUCGUUAGAAAACAUAAGAGGUCAGAGCUAUGACAGUGGUGCAAAUAUGAAAGGCGUAAGAAAUGGUGUACAGGCUUUUAUUCUAAUAAAAAACAACCGAGCGGUUCAUAUUCCAUGCUGCAGUCACACAUUAAAUCUGGCAGUUGUUGAUUCUGUGAGAUGUUCACCUAAAAUUGCUAUGUUUUUCAAUAUAAUUGAUCAAGUUUACAAUUUUUUUCCUGCUUCAACAAAAAGAUGUUUAAUUUUGCAAUCAAAGUGUCCUUCUUUAACAGUUAAACCGUUAAGUGAUAAAAGAUGGGAAAGCCACAUCAAUGCUGUAAAAACACUUCGAUUUGAAAUGCCAAAAAUUUAUGAAGCACUCAAACAACUUCAAGCAGCUUCAACGAAUAUUUCAGAGGCUUUAAAAGCAAUGGAAAGAACGAUUAAUUUUUUUAAGGAAAAUUACAAACAGGAUAAAUUUGACUCUGUUGUGUGUAUUGCACAAGAACUUGCUUCUUUUUUAAAGGUAGAAGAAAGUUUUGCAUCAGAAUCUGCUCCAAGACUCUCAACAGUCAAGGAAGAUGAUUUAAAAUCUCAUUGCAUCGCGUUGAAAAAAAAACUAUCUGAAAAUGGAAAAAAAGAUAUUUCUGGCGAGGAACUAAGUUUUGAAUUAAUGUCUCUUUCUUCUCAUUUUACUGAAAAUUUGGAUCCUAAAAAUGCUAUAAAAUAUUUUUACGCAAAUGGUUUGAAUGAAAUCUAUGCAAAUGUAUCUAUUGCAUUGAGAAUUCUUCUUACAUUACCAAUAACAGUAGCUAGCGCCGAGAGAUCUUUUUCGAAAUUAAAAAUUAUCAAAAAUUAUUUAAGAUCGACAAUGGGCCAGGACAGGUUGAACAACCUUGAGAUGAUUUCCAUUGAAAAUAAAAUUGCCGCUGAUUUAAAUAUUAAAGAUAUCCAGUUGAAGUUUUUGAAAAGGAGAGCUCGAAAAGUAAUAUUUUCGAAAUAA